UCAAUAUAAAUGAUGAAGAAUUUCACUUCCAUCAAUAAACUUAAAAAAAUAUCAUCCCUCCCUCCGAUUUCCCAUGUUCAAAAAACCAGAAGUUAUAUUGCGAUCUCAUUCAUUGGAAAACCCAAGCUCCGAUUUUCGUGCUUGCAGUUUCAAUGGACACUGAAGCAGUGAUCGAGUUCUUAGGCAACGUUCCAUUGCUGCAGAGGCUACCGAGCUCGUUUUUGAGGAAAAUUGCCCAAAUCGUCGAAGUUAAGCACUAUGAGAAAGGGAAGUAUGUUGUUCGAGCGGGUGAAGUUGGGGAUGGAAUAUAUUUCAUAUGGGAAGGAGAGUACUUUUAGCUGCCCAAUUCAUGGUCUACAGGCAGAGGUCUCUGGAUCAGUUCAUACUGAGGAAGUGAAUCGUCUUGGAUAUCAGUUGAAACAAUUUGAUUACUUUGGUCAUGGUGAGAAGUUUGUCUUCCCUUUUUCAUGGACCAUUUUGUUUGUUUCUUGUUUACUUUCAUAAGUUUCAUGUUUUUCUGCAAUUCCGAGAGAACUGUAAACUUCUGCCAGAUUUUUUAGAUAUUUUCCCUUAAUAUUACAGUAAUCCACAUCAAUCAGUUAGUAGUUGAGUGCGCUGUCUCUUGACAGAAUGCAGAUGAAUUAGAUGCUGUUAACACUUAUUUAACAGCCCUUCAAAAUAUGUUGUUU
Molecule: messenger RNA, 689 nt
Organism: Rubroshorea leprosula
Lineage: Eukaryota; Viridiplantae; Streptophyta; Magnoliopsida; Malvales; Dipterocarpaceae
Source: the annotation of a GenBank genome assembly